GUAGUUGUGGAAAGAUUAAUCAGUGGCCAAAAGGGAAAAGGAGAAGGUUCAUCCAUCUCGAGGAAAAUCAUUGGAACGAUAUUUAACGAUUUCAUAUUAAAAUCGUUGGUCCACACUCUUACUUUCCUGCGAUCCAAACUUGCUUUCUGCGACUUUCUCAUGUUCUUGCGGAAACGAUCAUGUCAACCGUUAGCUUGAAGCCUCUGUUCCACCUUUGCUGUAGACAAAAUGCAGUCAAUCGUUUCAAAUCAAAGACAUUGAAGCCUUGCUUUGUGAAUUGCUCUUCGAAGUUCGUCGGCUCCCAUGUCAAACGGUUCUGCAACUUCCGGUCACCCUGCAGUUCUCCGUCUCCUCCUGUUGCAGCUGCAUCUGUAGAUGCAGCUAAACUCGAGUCAUUUCAAUCAGCUGCUGUGUUCUUCGACGAAACUUUUCCCAUCAGCCGAACUGAUAAGGUGGAGGGUAAGAUCUUUGUAAGAUUAGAUCAGGGAAAGGAUUUGAAUGAUUGGGAGCUUACGAUAGCUUGCAGUCUACCUGGAAAGUGGAUUCUUCACUGGGGAGUUUCCCUUGUUGAUGACGUUGGCAGUGAGUGGGAUCAACCUCCUCGUGAUAUGAUACCCCCUGGUUCUGUUCCUAUCAAGGACUAUGCAAUAGAGACACCCAUGAAGACAUCAUCGACUUCUGAAGGAGAUACAUUCCAUGAAGUCAGGAUUAAUAUCAAAUCCAACAACCAGAUUUCGGCAAUUAAUUUUGUGCUGAAGGAUGAGGAAACUGGAGCUUGGUAUCAACAAAAAGGAAGGGACUUUAAAGUUCCUCUUAUCGGCUGCCUCAAGGAGGAUGCAAAUAUAAUUGGACCUAAAAAGGGAUUUAGUUUGUGGCCAGGGGCCUUGGGGCAGCUAUCUGAUAUGCUGCUGAAAUCAGAAGCAACACAUUAUGAAGGUCUUGAGAACAGAAGCCAAUCCAGAGUUCCUGAACAAGAAAAUCAUCAGCUAGAAGGUUUUUAUGUAGAACUGCCAGUUACAAAAGAGGUUUCUGUCAAUAACUCCAUGAGUGUCUCCGUUAGAAAGUGCUCUGAGACAGCUAAGAAUAUUUUAUAUUUAGAAACAGAUCUUCCUGGAGAUAUUGUCCUUCAUUGGGGGGUUUGCAGGGAUGAUGCUAGAAGGUGGGAAGUUCCACCUGCUCCUCAUCCACCAGAAACAGAAGUAUUUAAAGACAGGGCUCUGAGAACAAAAUUUCAGCCAAGCGACCACGGAAGAUGUUCAGUACUAAUCACCUUGGGUGAAGAAUUUUCAGGGUUUCUUUUUGUGCUUAAAAUAAAUGAAAAUGCUUGGUUAAAUUCAGAGGGAGAUGAUUUUUAUGUUCCUCUUUCACAUUCUAGUGGAUUGCCUAUUGGAAACAGAGUGGAUCCGUUAGAAGGAAUGCAGAGAGAAGCGAUAGAAGAUGCCAGUGAAAAGGCUUCUAUCUCUGCAUACACUGAUGGAAUAAUCAAUGAAAUACGGAAUUUGGUGACAGACAUCUCCUCUGAGAGGAGUCAAAAGACAACAUCUAAAGAAGCACAGGAAAGCAUUCUUCAAGAAAUUGAACGACUGGCUGCUGAAGCCUAUGGUAUCUUCAGAGGCUCUGUUCCAACUUUUCCGGAGGAGACUAUUGUGGAAUCAGAAACCCUGACACCACCUCCAAAGAUAUGCUCAGGUACAGGAACAGGGUAUGAAAUAUUAUGCCAAGGGUUUAACUGGGAAUCUCAUAAAUCAGGAAGAUGGUACACGGAGCUUAAAGAGAAAGCUGCAGAGCUUGCAUCCCUUGGUUUUACUGUAAUUUGGUUACCGCCACCUACAGAAUCUGUUUCACCAGAAGGAUACAUGCCAAAGGAUUUAUAUAAUUUGAAUUCCAGAUAUGGAAGCAUUGAUGAACUAAAGGAUUUAGUGAAAAGGUUUCAUGAAGUUGGGAUCAAAGUUCUUGGAGAUGCUGUUUUAAAUCACCGCUGUGCCCACUCUAAGAAUCAGAAUGGUAUUUGGAACAUAUUUGGAGGUCGUCUAAACUGGGAUGAGCGGGCUGUUGUUUCUGAUGAUCCACAUUUUCAGGGAAGGGGCAACAAGAGUAGUGGAGACAAUUUCCAUGCUGCUCCAAACAUUGAUCAUUCACAGGAAUUUGUAAGAAAGGAUCUAAAAGAAUGGUUACGCUGGUUGAGGGAAGAAAUAGGGUAUGAUGGAUGGAGGCUUGACUUUGUCAGGGGGUUUUGGGGUGGUUAUGUAAAGGACUACGUGGAUGCAAGUGAACCUUACUUUGCUGUAGGAGAGUACUGGGAUUCCCUCAGUUAUACAUACGGUGAAAUGGAUCAUAAUCAAGAUGCACACAGGCAGAGGAUCGUUGACUGGAUCAAUGCUACCAGUGGUACUGCUGGUGCCUUUGAUGUUACAACAAAAGGGAUUCUUCAUUCUGCAUUGCAAAGAUGUGAAUAUUGGCGAUUAUCUGAUCAAAAGGGAAAACCCCCUGGUGUUGUUGGAUGGUGGCCCUCUCGUGCUGUUACCUUUAUAGAAAAUCACGACACUGGUUCUACCCAGGGUCAUUGGAGAUUUCCCAGUGGAAAAGAAAUGCAAGGAUAUGCUUACAUUCUUACUCACCCAGGCACCCCAACGGUGUUCUUUGACCAUAUGUUCUCUCACUAUUAUAGUGAAAUAGAAGCACUUGUAUCGAUCAGGAAACGAAACAAGAUCCACUGUAGGAGUACAGUUCGAAUUUGUAAGGCAGAAAGGGAUGUGUAUGCGGCCAUCAUUGACGACAAAAUUGCUAUGAAGAUUGGACCUGGCCAUUUUGAGCCGCCUAAUGGGUCUCAAAGAUGGUCCUCAGCCCUUGAGGGAAGAGACUAUAAGAUUUGGGAGGCAUCAUAAGUACUGACCAAAUCACACCAAAUGUAUCUUCUGAGAGAUCCUUCAAGUAAAUUCACUGUACAAAAUGAUUCUUAGAUCAAGUAUAGAUCAAGUCAAAGCAUGUCAAAAGUGGAUUCUUUUGACUUGUAAGCAUUUUUACCUAUCAUCAACUCAAUUUGCUUAAUCUCCAGUCUGCAUGUAACAUUGUCUCAACAGAGAGAGAGUCUAAAUACCGAAGCACAGGAUACUGUAAUGGGAUGGUUGUAUAGCAGAUAAGUCAGUCAUGCCAUACUGCUGCAGAGAAUGUGUGAAGACUUGGAGCCAUUAAAGAAGCAUUAUGGAGCAGGUUGCAGAGGAUGGUAGCAUUUUGGCCAAAUGCAAAUUCAUCUGAAGUGAGUUGUAUCAUACAUAGUGUACUUUAUAUUUCAUAAUUCACAUCAACUGUGAACAUGAUUGAAAUGUAUUAUUGGCAUGAAUGCUAACUUUAUUUUAUUAUAUGAACGCAGGGUAUAUGUGUAUAAAAUUGCUGUAAAAAUUCUUGUUCUUUUUUUAUUUUUCACAUGUUUAUAGACUUUCUUGAAUGCUGUA
Neltuma alba is the source of this 3452-nucleotide messenger RNA. Its product is annotated as alpha-amylase 3, chloroplastic. The record is from RefSeq and is a predicted model, not a curated record. NCBI's taxonomy places the organism in Eukaryota, Viridiplantae, Streptophyta, Magnoliopsida, Fabales, Fabaceae. The coding region runs from base 180 to 2885 and encodes 901 amino acids. Gene Ontology annotation, biological process: carbohydrate metabolic process. The transcript is spliced from 13 exons. Gene Ontology annotation, molecular function: calcium ion binding; alpha-amylase activity.